UCUUUGAAGCCACUUUAGAAGACCCCGGACCAAACUCCACCCUAGCCCUGCCGGCGCGAUCUCCUCGCGUCUUGGGUCGAGGCCCGGGCUUGAAAAAUCUCGAUUGCCCUCCGUGCCCCCUGCUGUCUCGGCCGCUAAACGUCGUUUCGCGCGGGAUUCGACACUGAUGAGGCUCAUGUCCAGGAAGGGACAGAGGCAGCGCUGCCGCCGGCGAAUCCAAGACCGUGGACCGGUUGCUUUGGUGGCCAAAAGAAAGAGUCUGCACUGCCAGCAAGAUGAUAACUAUGAUGUUGACACAGGAAUAUCAUGUCCCGAUCUCCCAGAGGAUAUCUUGCGGCAUAUUCAUGCCAAAAUGACACUUAGAGAUGCUGCUCGUGCCGCUUGCGCAUCGCACACAUUCCGACACAACUGGAUAAGCCGUCCCAACCUUAAAUUCAGUCUGGAAACACUUGGCUUGAAUAGAAAUGCGUCUAGGGAUGUAAUAACAAGAGAUCUUAUCAGCAAGAUUGACCUGAUUAUGCAAAAUCGCUCAGGCAUCAGCAUGAAGGCACUAGACCUUAAUCUCUAUAGUUGUGAGAACAUUGACUUCGCCUAUCUUGAUAGCUGGCUUCGUAUUGCUGUUACUCCAGGGAUUGAAGAACUGAUCCUGACUCUGCCUCUACCCAGCAUUGUUUUCGAGACUGCUCCACCCAUCGUUUCAGUGUAUAACUUUCCAUGUUCACUAUUAUCUAACGGGAGCGGAAACUCAAUUCAAUAUCUCAACCUGUGUUACUGUACCUUGCGUCCCACGGCUGGUCUUGGUUGCUUAAGAAGCCUGACAAGACUGCAUAUGUAUUGCACACAGAUUACUGGGGAUGAAUUAUGGUGUCUCCUUUUAAAUUCUCCUGCUUUGGUGUGCUUGAAAAUCUGGUACUGCGAGGAGAUAAUUUCCUUGAAGAUACCUUCUCUGCUGCAGGGACUCCGUUUUCUGGAGGUGGCCGAGUGCGAUAGGCUGCAGGUGGUAGAGAGCAAUGCUCCAAAUCUCACCACUUUUUACUUUGAAGGUUUCAUAGGUGAAAUCUCACUUGGGGGCUCACUGCAAGUGAAAACCCUAUGCAUGAUAUGCCUCCGCCAGACCAACAUUGUCUGUUAUGCUCGGCAAAGUCUUGUGUCUAUUGCGCCAAAUGUUGAAACACUUACCAUAUCAUCACCGAAUGAGAUGGUGAACACACCAAUGCUAUCUAGCAAGUUUCUACACCUCAAGCUCUUGCAGAUUUCAAUGGGAAUGGCUUUUUCCGGAGUUUAUGAUUAUCUUUCUCUCGUUUCUUUUCUCGAUGCUUCUCCUUGCUUGGAGAAUUUUAUAUUAGCUAUAUCCCAGCAUCGCAUGGGGCAUGCUUCGAUUCUCGGAGAGCCCUCACAUGAUCUGAGGCAGAUCCCACAGCAGCGCCAUGACAAGCUCAAGAGUGUGACGAUCACUGGCUUUUGCUCAGCAAAGAGCUUGGUUGAGCUAACAUGUCAUAUCCUCGAGAAUACAACAUCACUCGACUGCCUUACUUUGGACACCACAUGUCAUCCUAGUUGCUCUGUCACAAAAUCUGACAAGUGUCACCCCCUCAUGGAUGGGGAUAGCCUGGUGGAGGCACAGAAAGCGCUCUUGGCCAUCAGAAGAUAUGUUGCGGGGAAAGUCCCCUCUAUGGUCAAGUUAAAUAUCCUGGAGCCUUGCAGCCGAUGCCAUGUUGUUGAAUCUUUGGUGUCAACUGCCAAGUUGUCUUAGCUGUGCAAUGUCUGUUAUCUGAGUUAUGCAUAUGUUAAUGUUACUUUAGUAAGACAAGUGCACAUUGUUCAGGUUUUCUGAUGCUCAAUUGUACCCGUCAUCCAGUGCAUGCUUCCAACGUUUGGCGAUUGAUGCACGCUGCCCCUUGAAGAAGGUGCUGUUUCGCCAAGGAAGUCUACAGGCCGUGGCUGUUCUUUGCAGGUGGUUUGACAUUUGUGGGUGUCGUAUCCUCCUUUUUUAUCUAGUGAAUGAAAGGCCCUGUUGAUUGAACCGAUUCUCAGAAAGAUGUUGACAUGAAUCUGAGGAUGAUUUUUCUUCAUUUUUACUUGUAGCGUUUUUGUUUGUUUGUGAAUCUCGUCUGGUGCAUCAAAAUGUGAGUAUCUAUAUCUGUGAAUCUCUCUGUUUGUCCAUGUACUCCCUACCGUCCCAUAAUAUAAGAUGUUACAUUGUUGGUUGGA
Messenger RNA from Hordeum vulgare subsp. vulgare (domesticated barley), 2211 nucleotides. Its product is annotated as F-box/FBD/LRR-repeat protein At1g13570-like. NCBI's taxonomy places the organism in Eukaryota, Viridiplantae, Streptophyta, Magnoliopsida, Poales, Poaceae. Gene Ontology annotation, molecular function: protein binding. The coding region runs from base 167 to 1753 and encodes 528 amino acids. The transcript is spliced from 5 exons. The record is from RefSeq and is a predicted model, not a curated record.